UGAAACCAUCGGCAUGCCAGCCGCCUGCCUUCCUUCCUUCCUGCCUUCCCGCCUUCCUUCCGUCCUUCCUUCCUUCCUUCCGUCCUUCUUUCCGUCCUAAGCAGGGAGGUGACAGGAGGUCGGGACGUAACGGACGAGCUGCACACAUCAUCCCUGCUCCUCUUCUGAGUCGCGUGUGCUCUCCUCCAGACACCCGCAGGAACCGGUGCCGGAGCCAUGUGGCUGAUCGUGGUGGCCGCGCUGCUUCAGCGCAGCUCGGCUCACGCUGCGGAGCUGAAGAACCUGGACGGGCUGGCCAAAGCGAGAGUGGAGACGUGUGGUGGAUGACAGCUGAACAGGCUCAUAGAGGUCAAAGCCUUUGUGGUCCAGGACAUUCCUCUUUACCACAACCUGGUGAUGAAACACGUUCCUGGGGCCGACCCCGAGCUUGUCCUCCUGAACCACUAUUAUGAAGAGCUGGAUCGGCUCCCCCUGGCUGGCAUGAGUCGCUCCGAGAUCAACGGGCUGCUGGGCGAAUUGGGCUUCUACAAGAAGGCCAAGCCAGAGGACGAGGUGCCGGAGGAGUUCCGCUUCUCUCCAGCCAAAGACAGCCCGUUUAAAGACGAGCGGCCCUACAAGUCCUCCGUAGCCUCUCUCGCCACAGACAACGCCUCCUCAAAGCCCGGAGCAGACGCCACGCACACUGACCUGUAACCUGUCGUAGUGGUGGGGAGUGAAAUUCCCACAGUACCGCUAAGCCGAUCCACGUCCAGCUGGUUAAUGUACUUAAUGAAAGAAAUACUUGCCAUUUCAAAAUAAGACUCGCAUUUGAGCGUGGUCACUUUCUCCGCUUUGGCAAAAGGCCUCCAAAAGAUCCAGUCUUAAUUUGCACACAUUGUUCUGUUUGAUCUUAAUUUAGUAGCAAUAAUAGCCCAACAGUUUGCUUCGAGUGCUUUUUUUACUCUGUACACCAACUGGAAGUGUUUUAUUUAGUUUUUUGGUACAUUGCGUGUCAAUGUUCUUCAAAUAUUUGCCUUCUUGUCUUCCCCUUGUGUGUCCGAUUGCUUUCUACCUACUGGGAAACUGAAUGAAGCCUCAGGCUGAAAACUGUCUGACUGGCCUGAGGCUGAUGCUACACGUUCUGGUGGGUUUGACUGAUGCACACCAGAGGAAUGAAGAGCAGGAAAAUAAUAAAAUGUUCAGAAAAUGAA
Molecule: messenger RNA, 1190 nt
Organism: Gasterosteus aculeatus aculeatus (three-spined stickleback)
Lineage: Eukaryota; Metazoa; Chordata; Actinopteri; Perciformes; Gasterosteidae
Gene: selenom
Product: selenoprotein M
Cellular component (GO): endoplasmic reticulum lumen
Molecular function (GO): oxidoreductase activity
Source: RefSeq, a predicted model, not a curated record